Molecule: messenger RNA, 2693 nt
Organism: Sorex araneus (European shrew)
Lineage: Eukaryota; Metazoa; Chordata; Mammalia; Eulipotyphla; Soricidae
Gene: NTN3
Product: netrin 3
Exons: 4
Coding region: 236-2608 (790 amino acids)
Molecular function (GO): protein binding
Source: RefSeq, a predicted model, not a curated record
CCUGCCCGGCCCUCGGUGGGUGAGUGCGCGAGCGCGGGGCGGACGCGGGGUCCUCGCGGCUGGGCGCGGGAGGGGGGCGCCGCCUGUCAUCGCGGGGACUCGCCGACUCUGCCGGUGGCCUCUCCCGGCCCGGGGGCCGGCGGAGUGGGCAGAGCCGCGGCCGGAGCGUCUGGCGCCUGCGGGGGGCGCGCGGCGCGGGGUCCCGGCGGCCGCCUGAGCCCCCGCGGCUCCAGCCAUGCCAGGGUGGCCCUGGGGGCUGCUGCUGGCGGCGGGCACCCUCUCGGCCGCGCUGGGCCCGGGCCCGCCGGUCCAGCCCGACCCGUGCCACGACGAGGGCGGCGCCCCCCGCAGCUGCGUGCCGGGGCUGGUGAACGCCGCGCUGGGCCGCGAGGUGCGGGCGUCCAGCACGUGCGGCCGGCCAGCCUCGCGGACCUGCGAUGCCUCGGACCCGCGGCGGGCACACCCCGCCGCCCUCCUGACCUCGGCGGGGGCCGCGCCCGGGCCCCUGUGCUGGCGCUCCGAGGCGCUCACGCAGUCACCCCUCAACGUGACCCUGACGGUGCCGCUGGGCAAGGCCUUCGAGCUGGUGUUCGUCAGUGUGCGCUUCUGUUCUGCACCGCCGGCCGCCGUGGCCCUGCUCAAGUCACAGGACCACGGACGCAGCUGGGCCCCCCUGGGCUUCUUCUCCGCCCGCUGCGGUCACGACUUUGGCCGCCCGCCGGCCCCCGCCCAUGGUCCCCCUGGGCCAGGACCUGAAGCCCUGUGCUUCCCAGCGCCCCAGGCCCUGCCUGGAGGGGGUGGCCUGCUGGCCUUCAGUGUGCAGGACGGCAGCCCGCCAGGCCUGGACCUGGACAGCAGCCCGGUGCUCCAGGACUGGGUGACAGCCACCGACAUCCAGGUGGUGCUCACCAGGCCUGCCACUACAGGGGACACGUGGGACUCGACAGCCACCGGCACUUACUCCUACUCUGCCGCGGAGCUUCAGGUGGGCGGGCGCUGCAAAUGCAAUGGGCACGCGGCGCGGUGCCGCCCGGACCCACAGGGCCAUCUGCUGUGUGACUGCCAGCACGGCACCGAAGGCCCCGACUGCAGCCGCUGCAAACCCUUCUACUGUGACCGGCCAUGGCAGCGUGCCACGGCCCGGGAAGCCCACGCCUGCCUGGCUUGCUCCUGCAACGGCCACGCCCGCCGCUGCCGCUUCAACAUGGAGCUGUUCCGCCUCUCGGGCCGCCGCAGCGGGGGCGUCUGCCUCAACUGCCGCCACAACACCGCCGGCCGCCACUGCCACUACUGCCGGGAGGGCUUCUACCGGGACCCGGGCCGGCCCCUGAGUGACCGCCGCGCUUGCCGCGCCUGUGACUGUCACCCUGUUGGUGCCGCUGGCAAAACCUGCAACCAGACCACAGGCCAGUGUCCCUGCAAGGACGGCGUGGCCGGCCUCACGUGUGACCGCUGUGCGCCUGGCUUCCAGCAGAGCCGCUCCCCGGUGGCGCCCUGUGUCAGUGAGUGGCCUCUCUGCCAGCCGCCGCAGCUCCCCACUGCCCGCGCCCUCACAAACGCGGCCGUACCCCUCCUCUCUGCAGAGACCCCGGACCCCAGGCCCACGGAGGAGAGCAGCCCCACGAAGCCCCAGGGUGAGUGCUCCAUCCCGCCGAGGGCGCGGGCGGGCCGCGGGGAGGGUGGAGCUCAGCGUGUCCUGCUCCGCAGACUGCACUUCGCACUGCCAGCCUGCACGUGGCAGCUACCGCAUCAGCCUGAAGAAGUUCUGCAGGAAGGACUACGCGGUGCAGGUGGCGGUGGGCGCGGCAGGCGAGGCGCGCGGCGCGUGGACGCGCUUCCCGGUGGCCGUGCUCGCCGUGUUCCGGAGCGGCGAGGAGCGCGCGCGGCGCGGGAGCAGCGCGCUGUGGGUGCCGGCGCGGGACGCGGCCUGCGGGUGCCCGCGCCUGCUGCCGGGGCGCCGCUACCUCCUGCUGGGGGGCGGGCCGGGCUCCGGGGCGCCGGGGGCCCGGGGGCCCGGACUCAGCGCCACCCGCGGGAGCCUCGUGCUGCCGUGGCGGGACGCGUGGACGCGGCGCCUGCGGAGGCUGCAGCGGCGCGAGCGGCGGGGGCGCUGCGAGGCGGCCUAGGCCGUGGGGUGUCCCCGCCCGCGCCUCCGCCACAGGACGUGACGGCGUCUCCUUGGAGCUGCCCGGAGCCCCGUCUGGCCUCCGCGGACGACCGCCCCUCCUCAGGGGUCCCGGGCAGCCUCGAAGGCCGUGAACGCCUCCGAGAGGCCACGGACUUGGGGGGCUCUGCGCGCAUCAGCCCGCCGUGGCCACCCCCUCCCCCAGAGCGCGACCCCUUCCUACAGGCCCCCGAGGCGACGCCGAAGCCCCAGGAGCUGCGGUGCCCCUGCCGCAUCCGCGUCGCCGUUGCCCGUGGCGCUGCCCCGCCGCCGGGCACCCGCGCGCAGCUCCGGCCCCGAAGACCCCCAGCCCAGUCCUGGCGCCGCGUCUCCGCGUGCUCGGGCCAGGCGUCGCGCCACGCGGACGCGCGCUGCCAGGGCUCACGUGCCAUCCACGGCCCGGAGACCCCCGCGGGCGGCCCUCCGGGGUCCCGGCACCCCUGACCCAAGCCCCCAGGGCGCGGGUCCCCGCGGAUGGGCUCCCGCAGCGCCGGGCCGCGCAUGCUCCCCCAGCGGGCCGCGGGGCGCG